Molecule: messenger RNA, 2480 nt
Organism: Ilex paraguariensis (yerba mate)
Lineage: Eukaryota; Viridiplantae; Streptophyta; Magnoliopsida; Aquifoliales; Aquifoliaceae
Source: the annotation of a GenBank genome assembly
AGAUAGCUCAUUCAGCAUAUCCUGAUUCACCUCUAGGACCAGAUGCUUUUCAUGAAUAUGAAUCCUUGCUUGUCCAAGAUUAUGAGGAGCUCACCAAGAGACAUGAGACAAAUUCUAGACAGUCUGGAGACAGUGACUUGAAGGAACAUAUCACCCCCAAAAAUGAAGGGUGGUCACAACUCACUUCCAGUGAAGAGGAAAUUUCUAACUUAGAUGCCCUUUCAGGUGCAAGAGAUUCAUGUGAAGAUGAUCCACUAGGCCAUGCACAAGAUAGGGAUCAAUUGCUGAAGCAUAUUUAUCAAAUCAGCAUGAGAAUUCUAUCAGCCCAGGGUUGCCUCCAUUAAGUACUGGGACAGCUGCUGAGGGCGAGGACAUCCCUCCUGGGGCGACUCUUACAGCCCAAUUUCUUUAUCAUCUGGCCUCAAAGAUGGAUCUGAAAUUGGAAAUAUUCUCUCUUGGUGAUUUAUCAAAAACUGUUGGGAAGCUUUUGACAGACAUGUCAAGUCUUUAUGACGUAGGUCGGCGUAAAAAAUCAGCAGGGUUAUUGCUCAUUGAUCGCACGCUUGAUCUUCUUACUCCAUGCUGUCAUGGGGACUCACUUGUGGAUAGUAUAUUUUCAUCUUUGCCUCGGAGGGGAAGAACAUCUUCUGCGAACAUGAAGGGUUCACAAACCCAAUUCAAACAUGGCCCUGCUAACCUAAAACGUGCACCCCUUGAUGUUCAGAUACCACUCGACAAACUCCUUAGCAAAGAAGAGUCUACGACAGAGAAUUUUCAGCUGCUGGAAAGCAUCGAGGCUUUUCUACAUGGGUGGAAUAACAGUGGCGCGGUUUCUCAAAAGGUCGAGCUGGUCAAUCUCAGUAGUAAACUUAAUGAAGAAUCUGUUUAUUCCAGAAGUGAUCUACUAUCUGGAUCCUUUGUCUCCACUGAAUAUUUUAAUGGAACACCAUAUUUGGAAUCCAUACUAGAUAGAAGCACAAAAGAUGGGGCUGUACUGAUCAAGAAGUGGCUUCAAGAGACAUUACGUCUGGAAAAUAUAACUUUGAAUGUGAAAAUUCGUCCUGGUUUUGCUUCAAACUCAGAGUUGCAUCCUAUGAUUAAAGCUCUGGCUAAAAAUGAGUCAUCUUUAAUGAGAAACAAAGGAAUUAUUCAGCUAGCGGCUGCCACAUUAUAUGCUCUGGAUGAGUUACACAGUGCCAGAUCGCAUGCGUUCAACAGUGCUGAGAAGAUGUUGAAUUUAAGUGCUGGAGACACAAGCCAGAGCCUUGCUGCUCAAAUAAGUGAUCUCAUCAAUAAAAGUGCUUUAGUGGGCUCGCAAGGACGGAAGAGUGGGAAAAUGGAGCCAUCACAGGGGCUUCUUAGUUUUCAAGAUGCUUUGCUCCUCACCAUUAUUGGAUAUAUAUUAGCAGGGGAAAAUUUCCCCACAUCCGGCUCUGGUGGUCCUUUUUCGUGGCAAGAGGAGCAUUUCUUGAAAGAAGCUAUUGUUGAUGCGGUUCUUGAGAACCCAGCAGCAGCAAAACUAAAAUUUCUUCAAGGACUUUCAGACGAGCUUGAAGCCAACUUAAACAGGAACAAGGUAGAAGAAAUGGAUGGACAGUCUAAUCUACAAACUGAUGAUGAUUUUGAUGAUGAUCAGUGGGGCAGUUGGGGUGAUCAAGAUGCUGAUAAAAACAUUAAUAAAGAGCAAGUAUAUGAUGACAUGCAGCUGAAGUUGGAUUUGCGUGAUAGGGUGGAUAAUCUGUUCAAAUUCUUUCAUAAGUUAUCCAGAUUGAAGAGAAAUACGUCAUUGAGAGAGGGGACGUUGGCCUUAGAAAGUACCUUCAGUGGAGGUCCUUAUUCAAGUAAAGGACUUCUUCAUAAACUUCUAAUAAAUGUACUGGGUAAGUAUGAUGUACCUGGCUUGGAGUACCAUUCCUCUACUGUUGGUCGACUUUUCAAAAGCGGGUUUGGAAGGUUUGGUCUUAGACAGGCAAAACCUAGCCUUGCCGACCAAAAUGUUAUUCUAGUUUUUAUUAUAGGAGGCAUCAAUGGCGUUGAGGUUUGAACCCCUCUCUCUCUCUCUCUGAAAUAGUGUCUGUGUGUAGGGUCUUUUGGUGUCAAGCAUAUGAUUUUCGAGAAUAUUCUCUACUAUUGCUUUACCUUAUGUGUCUCGUAUAAAUGCACCGGAAAUUAUGACGACCAUUUUACUUGAGGUUUUCCUUCCUGGAGGAAAAUAUUUUGUAAAAUAGACUAGAAUUUGAUUUCUUUUAUCAGAAAUAUGAUAACACUUUGUCCUCUUAUUGUAUCUCAAGGUACGUGAAGCUCAGGAGGCAUUAUCUGAGAGCGGCAGAACUGAUAUAGAAUUGAUUCUUGGUGGAACAACUCUUCUAACUCCUAAUGACAUGCUUGAUUUGCUUUUGGGGGAUUCUAGCUACAUUUAAACCUCACUAAAAUUUACUUAAAAUUUCUUGUCAUACAUGUAUGAAAGCUUUACGUCUCAU